Coccinella septempunctata (seven-spotted ladybird) is the source of this 6898-nucleotide messenger RNA. RefSeq names its product glutamate synthase 1 [NADH], chloroplastic. The record is from RefSeq and is a predicted model, not a curated record. Gene Ontology annotation, molecular function: FMN binding; iron-sulfur cluster binding; flavin adenine dinucleotide binding. The transcript has 27 exons. Bases 269 to 6367 code for a protein of 2032 amino acids. Lineage: Eukaryota; Metazoa; Arthropoda; Insecta; Coleoptera; Coccinellidae.
AUGCUUAAAAUAAAUAGGAUUAUCCACUCAUUCACAGUCGCGAACGCCGUAUGAGUGAUCCUGACAGUUGCCGGUGAAUUCAUUUCAUGCGAAACAUUUCAGCUAAUCGCAAUUCGUUGCUGUUCCACAUAUUCCCCAGUUUUUCCGACGUUUUUCCGAGGAUAGUUGCCACAAAAACGUACGAAUUUUACACCUUAUAACUUCAAGCGAAAUUCAGCAAUCUCUUGGGUAGGGACACCGUGUAUCAAUUCGUUCGCAAGGUUUUCAGAUGGCUGAACCUUGGAAAGGUCCGGAGAAGCAGGGUUUGUAUGAUCCCCAGUUCGAGAAAGAAGCCUGUGGAGUUGGAUUCAUUGCUAAUAUUGAGGGAAAUUCGAGUCAUAAAAUACUUCGAGAUGCCCAGCGUCUCGCAAUUUCCAUGAACCAUCGUGGCGCAUGCGCUUGUGAUAAUGAUACUGGUGAUGGAGCUGGAGUGCUGACGUCCAUUCCACAUGAAUUUUAUGCAAAUAGACUCAGAGAUGAACAGAAUGUGGAGCUUCCCCCUUUCGACAGAUAUGCUACAGGCAUCUUUUUCCUCGAUAAACUACAUCACCAAGAUUCGGAGGCAAAAUUUGGCGCUUUGGCGAAAGAAUUGGACCUGUCUGUACUGGCCUGGCGUUCUGUACCAACCGACAAUUCCUCCAUAGGCACAGUAGCAAAAAAUACUGAACCACUCAUGAGACAGGUAUUUGUGGCACCCAAUAAUCCUGACAUCGAUGGAGAUGAACUCGAUAGAAAAAUUUUCAUCCUGCGCAAACAAGCUAGUCACCAAAUUCCUGGUCCUGCAAAAAGAUUCUAUAUCUGUUCCCUCAACAGAAAAACUAUUGUGUAUAAAGGACAAUUCACCUCCGAUCAACUAUGGUCAUAUUUUACUGAUUUAGCCGAUCCGAUGUACACUGCCUAUUUGGCUCUCGUUCAUACCAGAUUUUCAACUAACACUUUUCCUAGUUGGGAAAGAGCCCAUCCAUUAAGGAUGUUAGCCCAUAAUGGAGAAAUCAAUACAUUGAGAGGAAAUGUAAAUUUCAUGAAAGCAAGAGAGGGAGUGAUGUCCAAUAAGGAAUUUGGUGAUACGUUGAAAUCUCUUUAUCCUGUUGUUGAACCGAAUCUAUCAGACAGUGGUUCAGCUGAUUGUGUACUUGAAUUUUUAGUACAUGCUGGAAAUAGGAGUCUCCCAGAGGCAGUCAUGACAAUGGUACCAGAAGCUUGGCAGAACGACCCAACAAUGUCUGAAGAGAAAAAAAAUUAUUAUCAUUGGGCAUCCUGCAUCAUGGAACCAUGGGAUGGUCCAGCAUUGAUUUCAUUCACCGAUGGUCGCUACAUUGGUGCUAUUCUCGACAGAAAUGGUCUUCGCCCUUCAAGAUUUUACAUAACAAAAGAUAACACUCUUAUUAUGGCGAGUGAGGUUGGUGUAUAUGACGUAGAUCCUGCCGAUGUGGUUCUAAAAAGUAGGCUGAAACCAGGAAGAAUGUUGUUGGUGGAUACUACCGCAAAAAUGGUAAUACAGGAUGUGGAAUUGAAGAAGAAAAUCGCCAAAUCUAGGCCGCAUGGAGAGUGGUUGAAAGAGCAAAUGAUUUCUAUGGAUGAACUUCGAAAAGCUCAUUUGGAUAGUGGCCAUGGUACUAAACCCAAAUACGAACCCAGCGGUUUAACGGAUAAGAGACUACCUUUAUAUGGGUAUUCAACAGAAACCAUUCACCUAUUGCUAUUGCCAAUGAUCAAUAACAAGAAGGAAGCUCUUGGAAGUAUGGGCAACGAUGUUCCCUUAGCUUGCCUUUCGAACUUCGCACCUUUAACCUAUGAAUACUUCAAGCAACUGUUCGCACAAGUUACAAAUCCUCCCAUCGAUCCCUUCAGAGAAAAGGUUGUUAUGUCUCUUCAGUGUCCUAUUGGUCCCGAAGAGAAUAUAUUAGAACCUAGCUCUAAACAAGUUCACAGACUAUGGCUGAAGCAACCUGUGAUAUCCAUUGCUGAUAUGGAUGUAUUGAUUCAUACCAAGCAUCGCUCGUGGUCAUCACAUGUUAUCGACAUAACUUUCCCUGCAAUGGAAGGUACUGCUGGAUACCUGAAGAAGCUGCAGGAUAUUUGUGAUGAAGCAAAUGAAGCUAGUCAGACGAAUCAAAUCAUUAUACUAUCAGACAGGAAUGGUGGUGCAGACAGAGUUCCCAUCAGCAGUUUGGUAGCAUUAGGUGCUGUCCACCAUCAUUUAAUAGAAACACGCUCUAGAAUGAAAGUGGCAUUGGUGAUAGAAACAGCCGAAGCAAGAGAAGUACAUCACAUUUGUGUGAUGUUAGGAUAUGGUGCUGACGCAAUAUGUCCUUAUUUGGCCCUCGAAUUAGCUUCAAGCCUUCGAGAUCAAGGAAUACUCGACACAUCCUUAUCCGAUGAAGCAAUUUAUCAGAAUUACGCACUGGCAAUGCAAACCGGUAUCAGUAAAGUUAUGGCUAAGAUGGGUAUCUCAACCUUGCAAUCAUACAAGGGCGCCCAAAUUUUCGAAGCUGUUGGUUUGGCCGAGGACGUCAUCGAUAAGUGCUUCAAAGGUACCCCAUCAAGAAUAGGAGGAGUCAAUUUGGAGAUGCUAGCACAGGAGGCUCUCAACAGACAUCAAAAUGCUUACAACAAUCAAGUGGACUCUUUGGUACUCAGAGAUGCUGGAAACUACCAUUGGAGAGCAGGAGGGGAAAAACAUCUCAACGAACCUGCUAGCAUUGCUGCUCUUCAGGAAUCGGCCAUAAAUAACAAUAAAUCAGCAUACGAAAAGUUUCGAGAAUCAACUAUGGAAUCCGUGAGAAAUACUAUGCUAAGGGGACGGUUAGAACUUCGGACACAAAACGAACCUCUGCCAAUUGAAGAAAUCGAACCUGCUUCCGAAAUAGUGAAAAGAUUCGCCACAGGAGCCAUGAGCUUUGGUUCUAUCAGUUUGGAAGCUCAUCAAACAUUAGCCAUGGCUAUGAAUAAAGUAGGAGGAAAAAGUAAUACUGGAGAGGGUGGUGAAGAUCCGGAAAGAUACCUCGAUCCAUCCAAACGUUCCGCAAUAAAACAAGUAGCUUCUGGAAGGUUUGGAGUGACUUCUUCUUACCUAGCACACGCUGACGAUUUGCAAAUCAAGAUGGCGCAGGGAGCUAAGCCAGGUGAAGGCGGUGAACUACCUGGGUAUAAGGUAUCUGUUGAAAUAGCUAAAACCAGACAUUCAGUAGCAGGAGUUGGCCUCAUAUCUCCCCCACCCCAUCAUGAUAUUUAUUCCAUAGAAGAUUUGGCAGAAUUAAUUUAUGAUUUGAAAUGCGCUAACCCGAAUGCUCGUAUAUCCGUGAAACUGGUAUCUGAAGUAGGAGUUGGUGUGGUGGCAUCCGGGGUUGCUAAAGGCAAAGCGGAACAUAUCGUUGUGUCUGGUCAUGAUGGAGGCACAGGUGCAAGUUCUUGGACUGGCAUCAAAUCUGCUGGUCUUCCUUGGGAACUAGGAAUAGCAGAAACUCAUCAAGUUCUCGUAUUGAACAAUCUCAGAUCGAGAAUUGUUUUGCAAGCCGAUGGCCAAAUCAGAACGGGUUUCGAUGUCGUCGUAGCAGCAAUACUUGGCGCAGAUGAAAUCGGUUUCAGUACCGCACCGUUGAUUGUGAUGGGAUGUACGAUGAUGCGAAAAUGUCACUUGAACACUUGUCCAGUAGGAAUUGCAACUCAGGAUCCAGUACUUAGGAAAAAAUUCUCGGGACAGCCCGAACAUGUCAUAAAUUAUAUGUUCAUGUUAGCAGAAGAAGUUAGACAACAUAUGGCUAAUCUAGGUGUUCGUUCAUUCCAAGAGUUGAUUGGUCGCACAGAUCUUCUCAAAGCAUCUGAAACUGGUUCAGCCAAGUCAAGAAUGCUCAAUCUCAAUUUGAUAUUGCAAAACGCAAGUCACAUGCGGCCUGGUGUAAACAUCAAGGGCGGAUCAGUAGCGCAAGACUUCCAACUUGAGAAUAGAUUAGAUAACAAAUUGAUCGAAUUAUCAAGACCACUGUUGGAGGGCAAACAAAAUGCUGUUACGAUCGAAAUGAACAUCAACAACGAAUGUAGAGCAUUUGCAUCCACAUUAUCUUACGAGAUUUCAAAAAUAUAUAAUGAGGAAGGCUUACCAGAAGGUAAACACAUUUGCAUUAAACUGAAGGGUUCGGCAGGGCAGAGUUUUGGAGCUUUCCUCGCCAAAGGUAUCACCAUUACCCUAGAAGGCGACGCUAAUGAUUAUGUUGGAAAGGGUCUUUCUGGUGGUACUAUUGUGAUCUAUCCACCAAAAGUUUCUCCUUUUGAAUCUCAUCUAAACGUGAUAGUUGGAAAUGUUUGUUUAUAUGGUGCUACGUCUGGAAGAGCCUACUUCAGGGGCAUUGCUUCUGAAAGGUUUGCUGUCAGAAAUUCAGGUGCAACUGCAGUAGUGGAAGGAGUUGGUGAUCAUGGCUGUGAAUACAUGACUGGAGGAUUCAUCCUCAUUCUAGGAUUAACUGGCAGAAAUUUCGCUGCUGGUAUGUCUGGAGGUAUAGCUUUCGUUUGGGAUAUAGAUGGUAAAUUCUCGACUAGAUGCAACCCUGAAAUGGUUGAACUUUGCAAAUUGGAAGAAAGGGAAGACGUUUCGUUCGUAAAGACGCUGUUGAAAGAAUUCAAAGAGCUAACUGGUAGUAUCGUGGCUGAGCAACUAUUGAACGAUUUCGAUAAUAAAGUGAGAGAGUUCGUCAAAGUAUUUCCCUACGAUUACCAACGAGCCCUGCGACAAAAGAUGGCUGAAUCUCAACUCACCAAUGGGUUGAAUCAUGAGCCAAAAAUUCGCGAUAUAGAAGAUGUUUUGGUUGAUCCAAAGAAAGAUAAUGUGUUGGAUAAAACUAAAGGUUUCAUGAAGUACCCAAGGGAAACAAGUAUAUAUCGCCCAGCGGAUAAACGUAUGAAGGAUUGGGAUGAAAUUUAUAAUUUCCAGCAUGUAAGAAAAGGUCUUCGAGUUCAAGCUGCAAGAUGUAUGGAAUGUGGUGUUCCAUUUUGUCAGUCCAACUCACAUGGUUGCCCUCUUGGUAACAUUAUUCCGAAAUGGAAUCUGCUAAUUUAUCAAAACCAGUGGAGACAGGCACUCAACCAACUAUUACAAACGAACAACUUCCCAGAAUUUACAGGAAGAGUCUGUCCGGCACCUUGUGAAGCAGCUUGUGUUCUUGGUAUUUCCGAGCCUGCUGUAACCAUAAAGAAUAUCGAAUGUUCCAUCAUUGACCAUGCUUUCGAAAAUGGAUGGAUCACGCCUCAAAUACCUCAAGUAAGGACUGACAAGAAAGUCGCCAUUGUUGGUUCUGGGCCUGCUGGUCUUGCUUGUGCUAGCCAGUUGAACAAAGCGGGUCAUAGUGUGACAGUAUUUGAGAGAAACGAUAGAGUAGGAGGUUUACUUCAGUAUGGUAUUCCAACAAUGAAAUUAAGUAAAGCAGUGGUAGAACGAAGAGUAGACUUAUUGGCAGCAGAAGGGAUUGUUUUCAAAACCAAUGUAAAUAUUGGAAAAGAUAUAUCAGCUACCGAUUUGAGUAAAGAGUAUGACGCAGUUGUUUUAUGCACGGGAGCUACAUGGCCCAGAGAUUUGCCAUUACCAGGCAGACAACUCGGAGGCAUUCACUUCGCAAUGGAAUUUUUAGAGAAUUGGCAGAAGAAACAGCUAGGAGCUAAUCGUGAUGGGCCAAUAGCCAAAGAUAAAAAUGUUAUAGUUAUAGGAGGAGGAGAUACAGGCUGUGAUUGUAUUGCAACCUCUCUCAGGCAAGGGGCCGCCUCAAUUGUUACAUUCGAAAUAUUACCGGAACCUGGACCAAAAAGAUCUCAAGACAAUCCUUGGCCUCAGUGGCCGAGAAUUUUCAGAAUUGAUUAUGGACAUGAAGAAGUGAGAACGAAAUUUGGACAGGACCCACGUGUUUUCAGUAUUAUGACACAGGAAUUCAUCGACAACGGUAAAGGCCAAGUGAGCGGUAUUAAAACCAUAAAUGUUGAAUGGAAGAAAGAUGACAGUGGAAGAUGGCAGAUGGUUCAAGUUCCUGGCACUGAAAAAGUAUUUCCCGCUGACCUCGUUCUUUUGGCAAUGGGUUUCUUAGGUCCUGAAAGGGCUAUCGGAGAUCAGUUAGAAUUGUCUUUGGAUGCAAGAUCCAACUUUAAUACGAAGAAUUAUCAAACAGAUGUCUCAAAUGUUUUCGCGGCAGGAGAUUGUAGAAGAGGCCAAUCCUUGGUUGUGUGGGCCAUAUCAGAAGGAAGGCAAGCCGCUCGAGCCGUUGAUGAAUACCUCAUGCAAAGUCCGUCCUCCUUACCAGGACCGGGAGGUAUAAUUCAACCGAAAGUCGAAACUGUUCAGGCCUAAAUGAACCAAUUUUUCUGUAGAUUAUAAAUCAAGCUUUAGAUGGAUGUGAUCGAUAUUGUUGGAAAUUGUGCCAUUUUAAAUGUACUUAAAUUGAUUUCGAUCGACGAAUACAGUUGGGAAGUCGUUACUUCGAUAGUUCAAAAGACAAUAAUUUGAAAUUAUGUGAUUGGAAAUUCUAGCAGAAGAUAAAUUUCAAUCGAUGAAUGCUUCAUUCAGAGAUAUUUAUAUUUGAAAAAUCAAUUACAAAAAAAAUUGAAAUGAGUAGAUGGUCAAUUUGAGCUGGCUAUGUGCUACUCACUAGUUCUUUUCAUAAAUACUGAACGUUUUUAAUUUUCGUUGCGCAACUUAUUCCCACAAUUUCUUAGAUGAAAUUCAUCCACCACUUCAAGACUUUCAGUUUGGAUUCAUUGGGCAUCCCAGCAUAAUUUGUGGUUGUGAUAAGCCUACCAUUAGCAUUAGUAUUCUUAAUAAAUAUAUUUAUUCAAAACCUAUGUUCAUGAUUAUAUUUAAGAUAAAAAACCUUUAAAAUGA